AUGGGUCGCGUUAAAUUGGAGAUUAAGAGAAUAGAUAACACCAUAAAUCGUCAGGUCACAUUCUCCAAGCGCAGAAAUGGCCUCAUCAAGAAAGCCUACGAGUUAUCCAUUCUCUGCGACAUUGAUAUUGCCCUCAUCAUGUUCUCUCCUUCCAACCGUGUCAGUCACUUCUCCGGCAGACGAAGAAUUGAAGAUGUAUUCGCACGUUACAUCAACCUACCAGAUCAAGAAAGAGAUGGCGCUAUAACUUUUCCAGAGCAACCCUACCGCAGGAGUCUUCAGAACAAAGAGCAUCUGCUGAGGACCCUGGAACAACUGAAAAGUGAGAAUGACAUAGCUCUUCAGCUGGCCAAUCCGGGAGACAUCAACUCGGAGAUCGAAGAGCUGCAGCAGGAAGUGAGUGGGUUACAGCAACAGCUUCAAAUGGCGGAAGAACAGCUACGGAUAUUUGAACCGGAGUUGUCGAAGAUGACAUCAGCGGGGGAGCUGGAAUCCAGCGAGAAGCAUCUGAUGGAGACGCUGGCGCGAGUAAUGCAGAGGAAGGAAUAUCUGAUGAGCAACCACGUGUCGCUGGAGACGUCGCUGGAGAAUGUGGGAUGGUUGGGGGAGGCGGCCGACAACCAUUCCCAUAUAUUUGACGCUUCCGUGCCUCUGGAUCCACUGUCGUCCACCGUGUACGACGCUUUCUCGCAGGGAGGCUCCACGUCCAACGGAACCGCCGAUCCAAAUCUGCAGGCCUGGCCUCAAGGCUACACUUUAUAUCCCUCCAUCCAGCAGCAGGAGAUGCAGGAAAUGAUGCCGCCUCAUGCGCAGCUCAACAAUCUGCCCACCAUCCCCGCCGACUUUGAUUCCAAACCUCCCCAGUGA
Neltuma alba is the source of this 867-nucleotide messenger RNA. Its product is annotated as agamous-like MADS-box protein AGL104. The coding region runs from base 1 to 867 and encodes 288 amino acids. Gene Ontology annotation, biological process: positive regulation of transcription by RNA polymerase II. Gene Ontology annotation, molecular function: RNA polymerase II transcription regulatory region sequence-specific DNA binding; protein dimerization activity. The record is from RefSeq and is a predicted model, not a curated record. NCBI's taxonomy places the organism in Eukaryota, Viridiplantae, Streptophyta, Magnoliopsida, Fabales, Fabaceae. The transcript is spliced from 10 exons.